Aureobasidium pullulans EXF-150 is the source of this 1020-nucleotide messenger RNA. RefSeq lists its product as uncharacterized. Bases 21 to 809 code for a protein of 262 amino acids. NCBI's taxonomy places the organism in Eukaryota, Fungi, Ascomycota, Dothideomycetes, Dothideales, Saccotheciaceae. The transcript has 2 exons. The record is from RefSeq and is a predicted model, not a curated record.
UUCUUGUGUAUACAGCAAAAAUGCCGGACGUCGAGGAUAAUCAGGAAUUGGAACAGAGCAAACUGAGCUCAUUGCGGGACCACUUUGACGCAGAACUUACAGAAUCAUGGGCCGACUCGGUACUCAUCGUCAGUAGCUUCAUCACCGGGCUCUUGGACUCGGCGGUAUUCAACGUAUGGUCAUGCUUCGUGUCGAUGCAGACAGGCAACACGCUCUAUCUCGGCCUCGGUGUUUCUGGUCAACCCAAAAGUUCACCAUGGCGAUGGGCAAAAUCUGGCAUGUCCAUCAUCUCAUUCGUGGUCGGAGCAUUCAUCUUCAGUCGAUUCAUGAGAUGGCUUGGACCCCUUCGUCGAAGCACAAUGGUCUACUCAUGGCUGAUCCAGGCUGUUUUGAUAUACAUUUGCGCUGCACUAGAAGACACUGGAGUUGUGCCCAAUGAUGCAGGCGACAAUUUGCCCAACAGCUUCAUCGUUCUCCUGCCUUUAAGUUUGCUAUCCAUCCAGUCUGCCGGACAGAUGGCCAUGUCCAGAAUCCUUGGCUACGGAGAAGUCACCAGUGUCGUCCUUACGAGCGCAUACUUCGAUCUGGUUUUCGACAACGAAGUCUUCACAGCAGCACCGACUCGCAACGUCAAGCGCAACCGCAGGAUCGGAAGCAUGGUUAUGGUGGUUUUAGGCGCAAUUGCCGGCGGCUUUUUGACCCAGGACGAGGAUAUCUCCAAGGUCCUAUGGUUCGCCGGUUCGCUCAAAGUGGCUAUCGCUAUCUUGUGGGUCUUCUGGAAGUCCAAGGGAUCUGUCAGACUCGAGUAGUUGAUUGUAGAGAACAAGUCCACGUGGAAGACGAGCGGAAGAUUUGCUGACAGGCGCCAUCUUGGUACGAAAUUGGCAAUGACGCUUGUUAUCCUCCGGCCCGAUAUAUUCCCAAAGACUAAAUAGCAAGAUGGGAACACAAAGAACAUGUGCCCUAAUCAUUGAUCACUCAGCGUCUGCUGGUAUCCUAUCGUGUCGUGUUCGAGAAGUC